AUGCCUGCCCCAAAGAGAGGAUCUGCUCCGCAUGACCCUGACCCCAAGAUGAGGAAACUGGACGAGGAUGAAGAAGCUCUGUCGUCCAAAACUGCACCAGCGACCAAUACCAUGAAAACAGGAAAUAAUCAAGAGAACACAGCAGCUCCGCGGACUAAGAUAAAGCGGUCGUCUUCAGCAGAGGGGGGUAACAAACCAGCCAGGGCGACCAAACAGAGCUCCCCCGUGAAGGAGGCUGGUAAAGACGCCUCCGACCCACCAGUCAAAAAAGCCAAGCUCUUGAAAGCCACAAGUGCCUCAUACGGAGAAGCUCCCCCACAGAGAGCCAACUCCAACAUUUCCCUAAAACGGACAGCGUCCACCGAGUCCGACGAUGACUUCAGCAGCGACGGCAGUAAGGUGGACUUCUUCAGAGAGCGGGACGACGAGGACAAGGCCCGCUGCAUCCGAAAAUAUUCCAACAAAGUCAAGGCCAAGCGCAGAGCUGAGGAGUCGCCGUCCGAUCCACAGGAGGCCACUCAGGCUUCGCCCGUGGACCCCGUACAGAUGGACCACAACUACGGCCGGUUCUCCGAUUCGUCGUGUCCUCAGACGACGGAUGCCAACGACAACAAAGAAUCUGACGCUUCUUUCACCAGAGGGGAGAGAUCAGAAGUUUCAGAGGAAACGACGGCCGUCGGGGGGGGCGUCAAAAACGAGGCUGAGGCCGAAGAAACCAAAGGCCCGGAGUCAAAAGACCCAGAGAGGGUAAAGCUCGUGGAUGGUGAAGCCCCCUCAUCUCCAAGGGAAACGGUGGAUUGUUGCUCUGUAGAAAUUCCUUUGAGAUCGGAGGAUAACGGAAACGUCGGGAUGGAGAAAACGGGGUCUCCCAAAAGCCGACAGGACGUAGAAAACGAGACGCCGGCGCUGCUUUACGCCGCCGGAGAGGUGAAUUCAACCGUCGAAAUAGUCGACAGACAUUCGGGGGAGGAUACGGCCUCCAGUUGUGAAUCGGAGAGCCGGACGGAGCUGGUUUCAGAGGAAAAUAAGCUGAGUCUAAAAUGUAAGACCAAGGAGUGUGACAUGCAGGGUGGAGCUGAAGUACCCGGUCCUAACGGCGACGUCCAGCCGCACGAAACACUUUCCAGUGAGAGGAUCACCGCACCGGAACAGCUUCUGUCGGGAAAUACUAACCCCGAGGGUCAGACAAAGGAAAACCCCGCAACGGAGGAGUCAUCGGGCAUUUCUGAACCUCACACACACCUGAAAGCGAACACGGGCCUCAAAGAGGAAUUAAACACGAAAGUCACGCAGUGGGAUAAUGUGAACCAAACAGCUGGGAACCCCGAAGGUGGACGAGACGGGCUUCCCGACGGCCUCGUGGAUGAGUGGCGCCGGGAGGAGCGCCAGCUCUCUGACGGCACGGCAGCACAAGCCGUGGAGCCGGGGGGGGAUUCCACAGACCUAAACGCAUCGGAGGACGUCGUCGUGCGAAUUGAAACUGAUACAAAGGCUACUAAUCUGGACGUAACAGUGGAAACGCCAAACAGGGACGCCGGCGCACCUGCCUCGACGCCGUCUCCAGAUUUGUGCCACGAUCAUGUACAGAAAACGGAAAUCAAAGAGGCGUCUCAUUUGGAAUGUGGGGGUGGAGCUGAGAGUCGAAGCAAAAUACAAACACAGACUGUAGCGAUACAUCCCAGACCUGUGGUGCAGACACAGGAAAUCCAGAGGGUCAGUGAACCCACCACGGCCCUGUUAGCUGAGGUGUGCAAUCAGGUUCGGGCGGAUCAGUGUAGAGACGUGGAAACCGUCGGAUCUGCUUUUGGUUCUGAAACAGAAGCACAUGCUCACGUGCACGUCCGGGAGAGCCCUGCCUUUGAACCCAGCAGAGACCUGUCUGUCACGAAAGGCCCAGAGGGCAGCGGACAGCUUAAAGAUACUAACUCCGAAGUGGACACACCUCUGGAGGUCCGUCCCACGGCACAAAGGCUGGAAAACUCAGAUCAGACGAGGCUGGUGGUCAGCGAACCUAUCGCAGUCCCAACCGACCAAGUUCAGAAAGGCCUGCAAACAGCCAAUUGUAUAAAAAGUCAAGAAACUGGAUGUCAUGUUGCUGCUGAAAGCCCCACAGGAGGGAGUGUACAGAGCACAUGCACGGCAGAGGACGCCACCCCCCUGAGCCAGGGGGACAGUGAACCCCCCGCAGACACAUCGGACAAAGGUAUCCAAGAACCGGAGACGGUGAACUGCCAGAGAAACGAAGACGCCGUCUCCGCCUCUGCCGAGAGUCCGGUAGAAGUCCAUCCCCAGGCAUCGCGGGAGACCUGGGCCCCCGCACCAGCACCUGGACCUCACAGCCAGACGGACGACAGAGUCAACACAGAGGCAUCAGCCGAGAGUCACGAGGGUCUGGAAGUAGAAAGUGUCAAAAUUUUAGAGAAAUUUGAGUGGGAAUUGGUGUCUGUGACUGCAACACGGAAUCGAAUGGAAGCGGGGGGAGAGGUUGUGACUCCGCCUCCUGUAGUGGACGUCAGUCAGGGUCAAAGAGAGGUGGCCGUGCAGGGACCAGACUGUAGUGCCGACCUGGUGUCCGAGGUGGAAAUACAGAGUGGAAAACGUGAGGACCACGGCAGAUGUGAGACAGACGACGUGUCUGCAGGUUCUCCGCCUGUGAGGAGUGACGAGCAGCUAAACUCUGAGUGCUCGGCAGCGCCAGACGGCGAAAUCCAGGUGGACAUGCAGAUCGCACCGGAGCCCGAGGUUUCUAAAGCAACCUCUCCAGAGGAAAUGCAGAAUCAGAUAGAUGUGCAGCAGGUAACCUCAGAACCGGCUCCUACAACAACCGUCGUGGAAACACAAGACCAAAAAACCAAAAGCGUCCCACAAAAGGCAGAGACUCCGUCUGAGGCUGCCAAUGAGAUCAAAAAGCCGUCUGAGUCGAUAGCUGAGAUUUCCAUUCCGUCUCCUCCUGCUGAAACGCUGUCCCAGAAGUGCCUGAACUUCACCCGGCCUGGAAGCGACGUGUCGGGGAAAACCGAGGAGAAUUUAGAUUACGACAGGAAUGGGAACGGGGCUCACGGAGAGGGUGUCGAGCAGCCGGAUGAAAAGAAAGCCCAAACGGCAGAGGAGCGAGAGGAGGUCUGUAGAUCAGAAGGAACGGGAGCUCACGAGGUUAGUGAACUCACCACAGACACCGAGGCAGAAAAAACUUCCUUUAAUACCAGCGGUGAACAGAGCAGUGAACAGAGCAGUGGCUGUGUGGACGCCCCGGGGCACCUCGCAGACUCGCAGACAUCAGAGACCCCGGGAGGGAUUUCCGAUCCAAGACCCGAGUUUGAUAUUCAGUACCAGCAAAGGCAGGAGCCGGACGGAAACGAGGAGGAGGCAGCUCCCGAGGGCGUUCCCGACACCACUGGAACGCCUGAGGAGAAUUCCCACCUGGCAGAGCAGCAAAACCACGCCGUUCAUGAAACCGGUGAGCAAGCCGUCAGCCCAUCGGAUCAGAUUCAGACACCUCCUCCCCCCAUUGCUCAUUUAGAAAGUAAAGAAAAAGUCAGAAUAAUAGAGCCCGCUAUUGAGGAUGUCCGAGUUAACACGGACGCACCGAUGGAGAGUUUGGAUUGCGCUUUGGAAGUGGAAAGUGGAGGGCAAGUCAUGAACCAGUUCAAGGCUGAAGAAGGAACCACCAACAGCGAGGUGAUAGUUUUCCUAUGCGACCGAGCAGACGGGACGGGUCUCGUCUUCCAGCCCCCCGAGGAGCAGGUGGAGGUGGUCAGCCGGUCAGACAGCGGGCAGCGCGAGAGCCUGGUGGUAUACGAGCCCAUCAGCAGUCCAGAGAGCGACGCCGGCGCCGAGCUGCACGCCGCAGAGCCUCUACCGGAGAGCAUGGAGACCCAGCCGGUGGAGGGCGGCGGGUCCAGCCCCCCCGGGCUGGAGGAGGAGGAGGAGGUGAAGGCUUCGGAGGAGAGUGGUGAACAGGACGAGCGAGCAGCGCACAGCGCCGGGGAACCGCCGGAGGACGCCGACGCGGCGCCGGCCGACCCUAGAGAUGGCGGCGUCCGCUUGGCAGGCGGUUGGACUGAAGAUGCAGACCAGGAAGGGGAAAGAAAUGGAUUCCCAGAGUGUGUGGGUGCAGCAGAGAUGUCGGCGCCGGUGAGGGAGGAUGUGGGACGCCAGGCGGCCGCUGACGCCACUGCAGACGCCACCAUAGCUGUGGACGCCGUAGCUGCUGCAGACACCACCGUAGCCUCGGACGCCACCGCAACUGUGGACGCCACUCUGGCUGCAGACGCUGCCGUGGCUGCGGAUGCCACCACAGACGCCACCAUGGUUGGGAACGCCGUAGCGGCUGUAGACACCACCGUGGCUGAGGACGCCGGAGCAACUGUGGACGCCACCAUGGCUGUGGACGCCACUUCGACUGUGGACGCCACCGUAGCCGCGGACGCCACCGCGGCUGUGGACGCCAUAACAGCUGUGGACGCCACCGCGGACACCAUCGUAGCCAUGGGCGCCACCGCGGCUGUGGACGCCACCAUGGCUGUGGACGCCACCGCGGACGCCACCGCGACUGCAGACGCCACCAUAGCUGUGGACGCUGCUGUGGACGCCGUAGCAACUGUGGACACCAGCAUGGCUGCGGACGCCACCGCAGACGCCACCGUAGCCGCGGACGCCACCGUGGCUGUGGACGCCGUAGCAACUGUGGAAGCCACCAUGGCUGUGGACACCAUAAGGGCUGCGGACGCCACCUCGACUGUGCCCGGCACCGUAGCCGCGGAUGCCACCAUGGCUGUGGACGACGUAGUGGCAGUGAACGCCAUAACGGCUGUGGACGGUACCUCAGACGCCACCCUAGCUGCGGGCGCCACCAUGGCUGUGGACGCCACGGCGGACGCCACCGUGGCUGUGGACACCGUAGCAGUUUUGGACACCAUAACGACUGUUGACACCACCGCAGACGCCACUGUGGCUGUUAACACCAUAGCAGUUGUGGACGCCAUUGUGGCUGUGGACGCCAUAACGGCUGCGGAUGCCACCGUGGCCGUGGACACCGCUGCGGACGCCGCCGUGGCCACAGACGCCGCAGUCGAAGUCCAGACGACAGCCGGCGUGUCCGAGGAGUUUGUGAUCUUAGAGCCGGUCCCGGAGAGCGAAAUCCACGUUGAUAUCGUCACCCAGGCCGCAGCCGAGUCGGGCCUGUCGGCCUCUCUCACCGAAGAGUCCAGCCCACGCCGCGGCCCGGCGGAGGAGCUGGGAGACCGGCGCCGUACAGGCAGCGCCUGGGAAGCUGCAGAAGCCGACGGGGUCAAGGAUGCCACGCAGGCCAGCGCAGACGAGGCCGUAGACCAGGAAGAGAAAACGCCUCAGGACAGCGAAAUCCCUGACCAGCCGCCACUAUCUGACCCGGCGGACGCACACACGGCGAACUCGCACGUUCUUGAAGACGGCGAGGCGGUGGUCAGGGAGAAGGAGGGAGGUGAGGUGGACCUCCGAGAAGUGCAGAUCCUGGAGGACAUGGAGAUCGGCCGAGAGAUCGUGGUGGCGGAGGAGAACGAGGAGGACGGCGAGGUCACGAUCGUACAAAAAACGCCCGAUCCGCCCAGCAAAGGCCUCACGAAAAAGCCAGAGGAAAAGGCCAACGAUAAGAGCGGAAGCGAAAAGGCCGAAUCGGACAAGAAGGGACCGGAGGUGGAGAAGCCCAAGAAACAGGAGAUGAACACGCAGGCGCGGACCAAAGCCCGGCUGGCCGCUCUGGCCGAGCAGAAGGCGGCGGCGUCCAAGCGGGCGGCGCAGCGGCAGCAGCUCAACCUCCUGGCCCUCUGUCAUGAGAUCGCCGAGGACAUCGCCACCGACAGCAUGCUGCUGAAGAGGAUCGAGGAGGAGAAGCAGGCGGCGGCCGCCGUGGCGGCAGCGGUGGCGGCCAAAGCGGAAGCAGAAGCCUGCAGGAAGGAGCAUCCGGCCGCCAAAGCUACGGACACGGACCCGGUCGGCCUCCCGCCACCCGCCGGGCCAGAGGCAGGGUCACAGGCCUCGGCCGGUCCCGCCCCAGAGGCGCCCGCCGCCCAGACGCCGCCGGUCAACCCGCCGCCGGCCGAAGCCCCGCCCCCCGCUCCGGCGGAGCCCCAGAAGCGGCGCUUCUUCGUCUCGCAGAUCUCGGUGCCGCUGAAGGCGCACGAGAAGAAGAAGCUGACGCGCUACCAGCGGCUGCGGCAGGUGGAGCUGCAGCGGGAGAAGAUGUCCUGGGCCCGGGUCAAGAAGCUCAAGUCCGACCAGGCCAGCCAGAUGUUCGCCGCCAUGGACUGGCAGGCGCCUUUUUCCGCCGGAUCGCUGUUCUCGCCGAGCCCAAAGACCCCCCCGCCGGCCGCCCGCCCCCCCGAAGCCGCCCCCCCAGAGUCCCGCCCCCACCGCCACCAAACCAGCUCAGCCGCAAGCCGAGGAUCUCAAACUGAAACGGCCAAAGCGGCGCCCGUCAAAGCGGAGGCGACCAAAGCCGAGCCCCCCCCGAGCGAAACCCGCAGAAGCACGCGGCAGAGUAAGGCCCAAGCAUCCAAACCGGCCACGCCCACAACCGCGGCGCCCGCCCCCAAGGCCACCCGCUCCGCCGCCAAGAGGUCCCUCCCGGCCGCCCCGCCCCCCAUGCCCAACGGGGUCAACGCCCAGAAGCAGAAGCAGGAGGUGGAGUACAAGCCCUACCGGCCCCGCCCCAAGUACUCCGCCGACGACUUUGAGCUGGAUGACGACCCGCUACCGGUCCCACUAUCCAGGUCCAGACCGCCCCCGCAGCCGCCCAGACCGGGCGCCCAGUCCCACCCCGCCGCUCGCCCCAGAGCCCCUCCCCCGUCAAAGCCCGCCGCCGCCGCCUCGCAACCGGCUCACCAGGCCAAGCUCAGAGCUCAGACCCCGGCGCCCGGAGGGGGUCAGGGUCCAGGUCCGGGUCAGCCGAGGCCCCCGGCGGCCAGAACCACGGCGGCCCCUCAGUCCCCGGCCCCCACCACGCCGCCGGCCAAGCCCUCGCCCCCGAACGGCGGGCAGACGGCGGCCGCCCGGCCCCCCGUCCCGACCCCGGGUCAGCCGAGACCCGCCGCUCUGGCCCCGCCCCAGGAGAAAAUGGCCGCCCCCAAGCCCAAGCAGGCCGCCCAGGCCCCGCCCCCCCAGCCCGCCCCUUCAGCCCCGCCUCAGACGCAGCCGCCCGCCGCCGCCGCCAAGACCGCCCCCGCCGCCUCAGUGCCUCAGCAUCCCCCCAGCCCCCCCUCACGGGAAGAGGACAGUCCUCCGGCGGAAAGCUGCCAAGCCUCCAACGACCCCCAACAGCGUGAAGAAAAGCCUGCGGUGGCGGCUGCUAAUCCUCCUCCAGAGACGGGAGCCGGCGAGACAGAGGAGAAGACAUCAGAGCAGCCCUGUCAGAAAGCCGCCAAGCCUCAAAACGCCGCGGCGGCUCCGUCUGACGCCUGUCUGCAGAAAGAAGUUAAGAAACUAAAGGAGGCAGACAAAGACGGCACGCAGACUAUCAUUGACGCCGGUCAGAAGCAUUUCGGAGCGGUGGCCUGCAGCGUGUGCGGGAUGCUUUACUCUGCGGCCAACCCGGAAGACGAGUCUCAGCAUCUGCUGUUCCACAACCAGUUCAUCAGUGCCGUCAAAUACGUGGGAUGGAAAAAGGAGCGGAUCCUGGCCGAGUACCCCGACGGCAAGAUCAUCCUCGUCUUGCCCGACGACCCCAAAUACGCUCUGAAGAAGGUGGAGGAGAUCAGAGAGAUGGUGGACAACGACCUGGGCUUCCAGCAGGUGGAGACAAAGUGCCCCUCUCAGACCAAAACCUUCCUCUUCAUCUCCAUCGACAAGAAAGUGGCCGGAUGCCUCAUAGCGGAGCACAUCCAGGAGGGCUACAGGGUGAUCGAGGACCCCCUCCCCGAGGGCUCGGAGGGGGAGAAGGUGAUGUUCGAGCGCCAGAGGGCCUGGUGCUGCUCCACCACGCCCGAGCCGGCCAUCUGCGGCAUCAGCCGCAUCUGGGUGGUCAGCGUGAUGAGACGGCAGGGCGUGGCCUCGCGCAUGCUGGAGUGCCUCAGGAACAACUUCAUAUUCGGUUCCUACCUGAGCAAGGACGAGAUCGCCUUCUCGGACCCCACCCCCGACGGGAAACUCUUCGCCACGCACUAUUUCGGCACCUCCAAGUUUUUGGUCUAUAACUUUGUGAGCGGGACGCGGCCGUCCCAGCCCAAGCCCCCCGCGGUAUGGCCGCCCGAACGGGGGGGCCUUGGGUUCUUCCCCCCCCCCCCCCCCCCCCCCCCCGAUCCGCCCGGCAACCGGUGUCUGACACUACCCACAGGCUGUAAAUUGAAGAUGUUACACAGCGAUUUCAAUCUCAGGAUAAAACCAACGCGUUGUUGAGAAAUUUAUGAAUUCACCCUUUAAUUCCUCCCUACGUGGUAUUUUGAAAAAAAAAAAGUAUUUUCUUGACACAGUUUUAAGCAAACAAUUGGUUAUAUUAGAGGAAUCCAGUUUACAUGCAUGACCUGAGAGCAAUAGAAACAAAGAGCAUAUCACUGCUUCAUAACGAUGGUUAUUUUCUGUUGUCUUCACACACUUUUAACCUUGUUUUUUUUUUUUUUUAUUCCCCCCAAGUGUUUCGUUUAAAACCGACGGUCAAUCGUCUCCAGAUGUGUUCUAGGAGCACAGCUGCACACCAGAGUGGUUGAAGGGUUGUGAGUUAGGACUGUAGCUUGGGCAUUCAUCGUGUGUUCUAAUCGUUUUUAUAUCACCUGGCCCGAGAGGCUGUUUCUUUCCGAGCCGAGCCAUAUACUGUAAACCUUUUUUAGCAGGGCAUUGUAGCCUUUACUGUGCGAGUGGUGUCUGUCAGCUCUCACGAGGUUGUCUUUCGCUUCAGACGUCGAUUUAUUUUUCUUUACUUAUUCGUCAUGUUUUUCUUCUAAGCAGCCUAUAGCUUUUUAUUCAUUUAGCGUAGAGGAUCAUGCUUUUAUUCCUUAGCAAUGAACUAAAACAUAUAUCGAAUAAUCAUGUAGAUUUUUUGCCUACUAUAAUGAGAUUUAUAACAGAAUACGAGCGAGGUCUUAUGGCUCAUGUCUGAAAUGGUAUUUCAGCGUUGGUAAAUAUCAACAACGUUCAGAGUUCAUGAUUGAAAGCAGCUCUGGGUGAUCAUGACGAAGGCUUAGAAGAACUCUCAACACAGGUUAACAGCAUCAUUGUAAUCCAUCCCUUAUUUCUUCUUACUUAUGAUUAAAGUGUUUGCUUUUAGAGAGAUGUGUUGUGUAAGAGAAAGAAAUUUGAUUUAUACAAAGCUGUUAUGUAAAUAUUUAUUUAAAUAAACAAUGU
This is a messenger RNA of Menidia menidia (Atlantic silverside), 9312 nucleotides long. Lineage: Eukaryota; Metazoa; Chordata; Actinopteri; Atheriniformes; Atherinopsidae. The record is from the annotation of a GenBank genome assembly.